UCAACAGUUUAGAAAUACAUUUUUUAUCCUCAGGGAAUCUAGAGAAUAAAUCAUCAGAAGUGGAAGUUUCUGGAGUAGUACUUUAGUGGAUAUAUAUUUAAUAUUUGUGUACACAGAAUUCAUCAACAUGCAGGAUAAAAGCAGUGCAGUUUCUUGUGUCACUGCUUCUUUAAAAGAACUGCAGAAGGUUUUGUAUGGAGGUAAGAGAUUUGGGAACCAUGUGGAUGAAGUUUGGCCAAACCUCUAUAUUGGGGACAUGUCAGUUGCCAACGACCGCUACAGUCUGUGGAAGCUGGGAAUUACUCAUGUUGUGAAUGCAGCUCAUGGGAGGACGUACUGUCAGGGAAGUCAUGACUUUUAUGGAGCCACAGUGGAAUAUUAUGGAGUCCCUGCCGAUGACUCACCGAGUUUUGACCUUUCUCGCUAUUUCUUGCCAACUGCUGAGUAUAUUCACAACUCACUCAACACGAAUGGGGCUCGGGUGUUAGUGCACUGUGCAGUCGGAGUGAGCAGGUCUGCCUCGCUGGUGUUGGCUUACCUCAUGAUCUACCAUUCUUACACCCUGCUGGAAGCCAUCAAUAAGGUCAAAGAGUGCAGGUGGAUUUUCCCAAACAGGGGUUUCCUAAAGCAGCUGUUUGCUUUGGAUCUGAAACUACACAAUACUCCUGCUAAUGGAACUUAAGACAUUAGAUUUCUUCAGGAUGAGUGAUGCUGUGUGUAUCUGCCAGCAGAGGUAGACACAAAGCUGGCCAGGGGCAGAAGAAAAAACUAAGUUGCUGCAGGGUGCCUCCAGGCCAGCAGGGGUCCCCCAAGAGCUCCUCAAUUCUCAUGCAGAUGUUUGAUAUUUGUUUAUCAAGAGUAAGCGUUCUGUGUCAUUUGUCCUAAUGAUUUCAAAAUUGGCAAACUGGUAAUCUACAUUAUUAUUUUCAUUUUAGAAAUGAAUUCCUUUAAGAUUUACAUGCAUUCAAAAACUUGCAAGUUGUCAUCACACAACAGACAAACUUCAUGAUGAGUUCAGUUAUUUCUGCAAUUAUCCCCAUGCUGGAGUCACAGCAGUUGUAAAUGAAUCUAACAAGUAAUUACAGGUUGUAAUUUCUGGAACACACAACUAAUUAAACUCGCUCCCUCUUGCUUGACUCCACUGAGUCUGCUUGAAACACAGAACAACAGAACAAAUAUGUUGGUCAGUGAAAUACUCUGCAGGCUAUGUCUGCCUUUCUGUCUGUUGUCAUUUACAUGGGCUUUCUGAAACGCUCACCUCUAACGGACUACUGAUGAGGAGAAAAGCUGUGCUGUCUGUUGUUUCCAAGUCAGUCACAUCAGGGAAGUGACUCAGAAUCAUCAAUGCUCUUCACCUGAGUAGUGCAGAAAAUGAAGCAACAAGAGGGGCCACCAGGAUUUGAUCAACUCAAAAAAAUAAAACCUCUAUACGAGGAGAUGAGAGAAGCCUGCACCCGAAACUACCACCCUCUCCAGGAGACUGGCAUUGAGGAGAAUGGUUGCCUCAAAAGCAAGGCUUAUAUUCAAGCAAAGACGAAAGGCAAGCAUGUCUUCAAUUAUUUUCUUUCAUACCUCCAGCUAUGGAUACACCUGAGACUUCUUUGUUUAUGAGGAGAAAACAGCACUAGAAAAGGUCUCAGUUAUGACUCGUUAACAAGGCUUAUAAAAACGUCAUUGCUAGGCACAGGCUACAAAUAGUUAGAGGACAAAAGGCAAUGCCCUUGCUCCUAGACCUCCUCAAGGCAGCAUCUGUUGACUUCACUUCAGCUCACUACUUUGUCCAAUACCUAGAUACCUGCAAUGUCUUCCUUUGCUCCACCAUCCACACAACAGUGACACAGGAAAGUGAAGGACAGCAGUGGACGCUGAACAAAGGACAUUCAAAGUCCUCUUUUCAUCAAAGAUUAUCUAAGUUCUUUGACAUACUCAGGUGCAAGGGAGGAGUAGAUGCAAAUCAAGAUCUCCACAAAAUCCAGAAGCUGUAUUGAACAUUUUUCUAUCGCUUCUUUGAGACAGCAAUCGUGAACAUCUUCCUUAUCUGCUUUUGGCUUCAAAGAGCUCUGCUCAGCUGACUAUUCAUUCAUGUGACUCUCUUCUAUAGGAAUAUCGCAAACUUUUAAUGAGGUCAGUAACAUGAGCGCUAAACUAAAUUAAUUCUACAGUUGAAAUUAUGUGGUAGGAACAUUUCAACCAGGGUCAGAUCAGUCAAGAUAUUUAUUGAUUCAAAAAUAUUUUAUCACAUUUUAUACACACUUAGCUUGUGUUAUUUUCCUCAAAAGAUUUAGAUUUUAGCGUGCUAUCACUGAAGGGGGAAGAUUUCAUGUUGAAUGGGAAAUUUUUUGCUGAAUUGUUGCUUUAUUACCUAAAGGUAGUGAAUUUGUGUGAUGGUGUCCGUCAUUAAGCAACUUCUCUACUUCCAUCCACGGUCUUUGAAUGUAGCUCAUUAUGAUUUUCUCUCCUGAGUUCAGGGAGCUUAAUUUAAGGAAUUUUACCAUUCAGCAAGUACAAAGAAAAGCAUUUGAGUUGUCACCUGUUUGCUGGUUUAGACCAAAUAAGUUAGGCCUCAUAAUGCUGUCAGUAGAUGGUGGUAUAGGCUUUAUUAAGCUCAGCUGUGACAGAAAAUCAAAGUUUGUCAAGAAAGAAAACUAGAAAUUUUAUUGCUUUAGUUUAAAGAUUGUGAAUCUAAUGGCAUAAUAAUGGCAAUAUAGUGACUAUUUAUUGCAAAUUAAGCCAAAAAAAUUAACAACCCAAUGAAAGGUUUUUUCUAUUGUGCUUUAUAAAUAAUAAAUCACAAGAAUUAACCUGUGUAAUUUCUCAUUAUGUCCUACUUCUCUAAAUACAAAAAAAGCUAUUUCAAAGAGCUCAAAUUUUAUGACUUUCUUAAAAAUAUGUUUUGAAUGUCAAAAUAAACUUUAGUCAUCAUUCACAAACAAUGUUUGUGGAUUUUUUUGAUUUAUCAUUUGCAACCCCUUAAAUGCCAAAUUUAGUGAAUAAAAUAUACAUUUUUUUAUUUUUUUGUUCAAGGUUAUGAAAAAAAAUGUAAUAGAACUCAGGACAGUUACAUUUUAGUAAAGUUGACCAAAAAACAAAACACAAAACGGAUGGUAAUGUUGAAUAAUUAUCUCAUUCUGUUUCGUACUCUUUGGUAGUCUAUCCAGAACUGUUUCCAUCUGUCAGAAUAAAAACAAAAAUCUGAAGCAAAUGGCAACAUUUGCUCCUUAAGGCUUGUGAAUCUCAUUGCUAAUAAUUUAUUUCUGAUAAAUCCUGUUUUUGCAAGGCAGCUCAGGUACAAUGUUGUUCUAAGAAACACAAUUUACAAAACAUAUUAGUGGUGGGAACUGUCACAUAACAAAUAUGGAACAAAAACCUGUCUUUAAAUAAUUCGUCGAUUACCUUCAGGUUAAAAAUUACCCACAGACAUUUUUU
Molecule: messenger RNA, 3426 nt
Organism: Gambusia affinis (western mosquitofish)
Lineage: Eukaryota; Metazoa; Chordata; Actinopteri; Cyprinodontiformes; Poeciliidae
Product: dual specificity protein phosphatase 13-like
Exons: 3
Coding region: 128-682 (184 amino acids)
Biological process (GO): protein dephosphorylation; negative regulation of MAPK cascade
Cellular component (GO): cytoplasm
Molecular function (GO): protein tyrosine/serine/threonine phosphatase activity; MAP kinase phosphatase activity
Source: RefSeq, a predicted model, not a curated record